This is a messenger RNA of Python bivittatus (Burmese python), 4065 nucleotides long. The record is from RefSeq and is a predicted model, not a curated record. NCBI's taxonomy places the organism in Eukaryota, Metazoa, Chordata, Lepidosauria, Squamata, Pythonidae.
AGAAUAUUUAACUGUAAGAUAAAUAUAUAAGUGUUAGAUAAAUAUACAUUACUUUAUUUAUUUCAAUCCUGCCUUUUAUACAGGAGUUCAAGGAGCAUACAUCAUGCUUUCUGUUCAAAUGAAAGGCGAAAUGAAUAUACCUGCUAGAACACAAACAUUAUUAGUUCUAAACAGAAGAAAGCUUGCGCACAUUAGAGGAUUCCCACUUUAUUUGUAGGUAAUUCUAUAAUAUAAUCUAAAGUACAAAAUAAAAUACAUACUAUGCAGAAAUAAACCAUAAUGUAGAUUUUCUAUUAAAAAAAGUAAACAUGCUUGACAAUGGACUUACCCAUUUUUGUUUAGUAAUUCUGGAAGGGACCCUACAUAACAAAAAGCACUUAUAGCUUUUUGUAUAAUGUGUACCUAACCACAGUUGUUCAAUAUUUUAAUUAGGACAAAUAAAAUUGACACAGAAAAGUGUGCAAGCUUUCAAGUUCCAAGAGUAUUAUGUUAGAUAAAAGGAUUAGAAACAAAGGGGAAGGGAGGAAAAUUCUGAGCCAUGUAUGAACUGGAUUACGUUGUUUGAUGGGGAGAUUUCAAACAAAUUGGCUUUAACCGAGACACAGUAAUCUCAGGCUAAAGGGUUUUUCAGGGGUUGCUGGACAGGAUUUAUCAAGUGAAAAAAGAAAAAAAUCCAGGACAGGGGUGUUAAUCUGCAGCAAUGUAAAUCAUUCCAUCUAAUAACCUUGCAAAUUCGAACUACAAGUCCCAUGUUUCCCCGUCCCCGCCGAUUGAGAAUUAUGACCGUUGUAGUCCAACACAUCCGGAGGUCGCCAGUUUGAGAAAGCCUGGAGAGGCACAUGACGUUGUAAUGAAGAUAAGGGAGGCUAGCCGCUCUUGACCUCCCCACUCCUUGAGAAGGCGCAAGGAAGCAGCCGCUUUCCUCUGCCCGGGAGAAAAAUGGCGGCCACGAGGGGAGGCGCUUUCUCCUUCUGAAACAGCCAGUCCGCUGCCCUUCUCAAAGAUGGCGGACGUGACACGUCAAAGGGCGGACAAGGCGGCCGGUUCCGGGUGACAGGCGGCGGGGUGAGAAAUAGCCGCGAUGGCGACGACGGCAGCUGAAGCGGCAGCUCUGGACGCCCUGAAGCGAGGCGGUGCGGCGGCAGUCGAGUCCCUCUUCGAGAAGCAUACGACGGCCGAGCUAAGAGCCGUGGAGCGGAAGCUGCGCGCGGGCAUCGAGGGGAAGCGCGAGGAGCUGCGGCAGAUGGUCGGGGAGCGGUACCGGGAUCUCAUCGAGGCGGCCGAUACCAUCGCCGAGAUGCGCGUGAGCGCCGAGCACCUGCUCGAGGCCGUGCGAGGACUUCAGCAGCGACGGGCGCGCGGACGGGCCGUCGGCCCUGCGGCAAACAGCCAGAGCGAGACCGGGCGCGAGACAACAUGCCAGUCCCAGGAGAAGUUCUACUGCUUGGCAGCGCAAAUCCAGCUUCUGCUGCAGAUUCCAGAGAAAAUCUGGAGUGCUAUGGAAUCCUCUCAGUAUUUAUCUGCCACACGGCUCUACUUGUUAUGCUGCCACCUCCAUGGCCUUCUGCAGUUGGAUUCCUCUGGCACCCACUACAGCCCAAUUCUGGCACGUUUCCCUAUCCUUGCACGGCAGGUAGCGGCAGCUAGCCACUUCCGGUCAGCAAUCUUGCAGGAGAGCAAAUCACUUUUAAAAUGCCGGACUGUUUCGGACCAUGCAGUAGCAGAAGCUUUGUGCUCAGCCAUGCUUCUUGAAGAUAGUUCACCACGCCAGGCUCUUGCAGAUUUCCUGCUGGCCAGAAAAUCUGCAAUUCAGCAACUUCUGAAUCAGCCCCAUCACGAUGCAGGCAUCAAAGCACAAGUUUGCUCCUUGGUGGAGCUCCUAGUCACAACCGUGUAUCAAGCUCAUGCCCUCUUCUAUAACCUGCCAGAGGGAACACCCUCAGAUCCAUCUCUUCCCUGUGGCUUGCUUUUCUUGACCUUGGAGACCAUCACCAACCAGCAUGGUUCACCAGCAGGGAAAGGGCUCAGCGUUUUGAAGGAAGAAACCAAGUUAAGUAGCUCCUUCCAAUACUUGCCACCUUCUGUCACAGAAUUCCAGCCAACACUCAGAACUUUGGCACGCCCCAUAAGCCAGGAUUGCCUUAGAGAUACACUUCAGAAAUGGAUCAGCAUGUGCAAUGAAGACAUUAAAUCUGGGAUCACAGACUUACUGGUGUAUGUGAAAAGCCUUAAAGGUUUGGCCAGGAUCCGGGAUGCCGUAUGGGAGUUGCUUACCAGUGAGUCCAUUAGUCAGAACUGGGAGACAGUAUGUCACCGGCUUCUUGAUAAGCCCAUCUCUUUCUGGGAGGAUCUGCUACACCAGCUUUUUUUGGACAGGUUACAGACUCUGACCAAGGAAGGAUUCGAUGACAUCUCCAACAGCUCCAGAGAACUGCUUCUUCUGACUGUACAGGAGCUUGAAGCAAAAUUUGACUCUUCUGCCCACAGCAAACAUACCCUAUUUGAAUGUAGCAUGGCCUCUUUCCUAUGGUCAGAGAAUCCUAAUGACUUGCCACCUGAUUCUGCCUGGAUCAGUGUGGCAAACCGCAGUCAGUUCACUAAGAGUGGAUUGUCUAUGAAAGCUCAAGCAUACAGUCCUAGUGUCCAGAGCUUCUGCAGUGCACUGGAUUCCAAGCUUAAGGCCAGGCUGGAAGACCUGUUGUCUUACUUGCCUUCCAGCUCCUCUACAUCUGAGGAUACAUUGCACGGACACUCCAAGAACUCUGCUUUUGACAGAUUUGCUGAUGCGAGCAUAGUGGAGGAGCUGUUGCGCAGCCACUGCAUUAAUUGUUCAGAUUAUUUGCUGGGCUGUGUUAGGGAAAAGCUGUACCAUGCUCAGGAGGUGCUCCAAGGAUGCACAGACAGCUUGCAUAACCCCCAAAUCAACACUGUUUUGUUUAUGGCACGACUUUGCCGGGCGUUAGGGGAGUUGUGUCCACAUUUAAAGCAAUGCAUUCUGGGAAAAUCAGGAUGUCCAGAAAAUACUACCAGGGAGGUCUGGUCCUUGAAGAAGAUGGGGAAAGGGAGAACAGAAGAAAUGAAUCCCAUACAGGCUAAGUGGCAAGGAUUAAAAGAACAACUACUGCAGGAUAGCCUCUCAGCUUAUCGGAUAUGGAGCUCUGCUGCUGCUAAAAUCCAUGUUCAGAAUUUCAUACAGUUGUUGCUGAAAGAGGAAGCUGAGGCUAUUCUCGCAACAGCCACCAACUGGGAGGAGAGUGAAAUUGAAGAGGAAACAGAAACCGGAAGCAGUAUAAAAUCUAAGAUACGGCUCCCGGUCCAGCCAUCCUGGUGUGUCCAGUCUUUCCUCUUCAGCUUGUGUCAAGAAGUAAAUCGAGUUGGAGGCCACACUCUUCCCAAGGUCAUCUUGCAAGAACUGCUGAAGGCUUGUAUGACUGAAGUACUAGCUGGCUAUGAAAAAUUAUCAGAAGGGAAACGGGAGAAGAAAGAAGGGAAGCUACCAAUUACUCAGAACAGGGCUUUGCAACUGCUGUAUGAUCUUCGGUAUCUUAAUAUAGUCCUGACAACUAAAAAUGAAGAUAUGAAAAGCAGCAGAAACAAGCAUGAUGCAAGGAUUGAGAAACAGAUUGAUGCUCUUGAGAGCUAUAUAGAUCCCUUCGAUUUGGAUGUCUUUACUCCUCACUUAAAUAGCAACCUUAAUCAUCUGGUACAACGAACCUCUGUCCUGUUUGGCUUAUUGACAGGAACAGAGAAUCAGUAUACUAGCAGAAGCAGUGCUUUAACUUCUCAAAAACUACAUAACAUCCUACCUCUAACAUCUAGUCAGAUCCGAUUUGGACUGCUGCCUCUCAGCACAUCAAGUUCUCACAAGGCUAAACCUGUUCUGAGAAAUACUGAACACGAAGCUCAGGCUCCAACUGCUGCCCUGAUGAGAACAGAAGAGACACUGCGUCCUGGGUCCCUGUUCAGGCAACUUGCAGCAGAGGAGGAGGACACAGCAGCACCAUCUUUGUUUAAACUUGGCUGGCUCUCAAGCAUGACCAAAUGAUUGAAUAAAUGUGAACUAUG